This is a messenger RNA of Daldinia childiae, 2118 nucleotides long. RefSeq names its product Heterokaryon incompatibility. NCBI's taxonomy places the organism in Eukaryota, Fungi, Ascomycota, Sordariomycetes, Xylariales, Hypoxylaceae. The transcript has 5 exons. The coding region runs from base 1 to 2118 and encodes 705 amino acids. The record is from RefSeq and is a predicted model, not a curated record.
AUGGCGCGAUGUGGAACUUGUGCUGCCUUAACCGUGGAGGAACUAAGAAACCAUAUGACCUUUUUUCAUCCUAACUUACGGUCGCUCCGGGACUCUGCAACGGCGGGUUGCGAUCUAUGUCUACUAUGUUGGGCUUCCAUCCAGCGUAAAUGCACAGCUGGUGAAAUCAAUUCCGUACUGGACGGUAGGUUCCCUGUCAACUAUGAGAAUGCAGGGCAGCCACUGGGUGACGAGCGGGUCUGGUUGACGGACCAUCGUGCUCAAACUGGCAGUAGGGUAUUGGUAGAGUGCGGGAAUAAAGAGAAUGCGGAGGAGAGCUUCGGAAAGGAGAUUUUACGUGCUGAGCUCUGCGUAUUUGCGGAUCCAGGCACACCUGCUGCAACUAGCUUCGACGAACGCCUUUAUACAGCAUUCAGAAAUAAAGCUGGGGAAAUUAGCUUUGCCCAUACACUCCUCGAUGGAUGCCGGAAGAGACAUCCAGAAUGCAGAGCGACAGAUGAUAAUGUACCACCGGAGAUGCCUACUCGCGUUCUAGAUAUUGGUGUCGAGCCAGGAUGGACAAGGCUAGUUCAAACACCACACUUAGGACUGCGUGAGCCGUAUCUAGCUCUAUCUUACUGCUGGGGACAAGGCGUUCGACACACGACAGAAUUAAACGAUAAAAACUUUCCAUCUUUCUUAGAACUUAUCGAUGAAAAUAAUUUAACGGCGACACACCAAGAGUGCAUCGCCAUUGCUCGCCAUUUAGGUAUUCGCUAUGUCUGGAUCGAUUCUCUUUGUAUUAUCCAAGGGAACCUUGAGGAUUGGCUUUACGAGUCUGAAAGAAUGGCCGAGGUAUACGGUAAUGCGGUAUUAACUGUCAUUGCCGGACGAUCCGCAGAUAGUCGUACCGGCUUCAGGGUAAACAACAUGGAGCAAGUAGUGCCGCCCUGCCCAAUACCAUUCGGCGAGGAUUUGGGCAACGUCUAUGUAUGGCUACCCCGGGACAAGACAGAAGGGCCUGUUAGUACCCGGGGAUGGUGCUUUCAGGAAAAAAUACUGAGUAGAAGGGUACUCGUGUACGCAAAGGAGCAAGUAUACUUCUCGUGCCAGCGGUCGCAGCUCUGGGAAGAUGGCACUCUAAACAUGCAAAAUUCAACACAGCUACGAAUUGGGACAUUCCCAAACCCUGUGGAAGAUGCUAAUAUAAAGUCUGAUGCAAGUGAGCAGAAACAGCUACGCACCCAGAUGCUAUAUCUGUGGUAUAAAGAAAUACUUCCAGAUUAUACGCUCCGCCACUUGUCCAAUCCAAAUGACAUAUUUGCUGCAUGCAGCAGUAUCGUCCAGCUAACACGGAAAGGUAUUAGAUCUCGCUAUCUAGCCGGUAUAUGGGAGGUAGAUAUUCCUCGCGGUUUACUAUGGUGCACCUCCUAUUUGGUUAAAUGGACCCUUAGAAAGGUUUCCUGGCCUAAACCCGAAAGACCUGUUAACAGAGAGGGUGAGACGGUAGUUCGAGCACCAUCAUGGUCGUGGGCAUCCGUCCAAGGCCAAAUUUUCACUCGCCCAGAAUUUCUGCGACGAGAUGAGUCCUUCCAGAAUCCCACCAAUGUCCUCAUACGGCCUUUAUCUCCAUCAAUCACGUCGCAUUCAUCACCGCAGGAUUCUACUCCAAGAUGGACUCUUCUCGAAAAUCCCAACUGCGACGCCAACAUACUCCACAUGCCUACCUGCGAACUCGCCUUCUUCGGCCAUCCUAAGCCCGUCCAUUGCACAAUCCCUUCGCAGUCUCAACUCUCUACUUUUCCAAGGAUCGGUUGGCCGCAGCGCCGCCUUGAUCUCGCCGAACAGGGGUUCUUGGCACUUUUACAACCCGCAGAUACGGAAUACGCCAUGCUGGACCAGCUCAAGUUGCCUUCUACAGAAGGUUUCGCUAUUGCCUGUUUCGAUAUAGCUGAGGAUCGUGAAGGGGCUCGGGACUGCUGGUUUUUGCCCAUUAUUAAGAGCGAACACAUUGGUCUAUUGCUUCGUAAGGAUGUGUCGGAUGGGAAGUACCGGCGUCUCGGUCUUGUGAUGCUAGUGAAGGAAAAGUUUCUACCAUGGCUGAUUUCUGGACCGGAGGAGGAAGUUCAUCUCGUCUAA